Molecule: messenger RNA, 873 nt
Organism: Plectropomus leopardus (leopard coralgrouper)
Lineage: Eukaryota; Metazoa; Chordata; Actinopteri; Perciformes; Serranidae
Gene: rbp4l
Product: retinol binding protein 4, like
Molecular function (GO): retinoid binding; retinol transmembrane transporter activity
Source: RefSeq, a predicted model, not a curated record
CACAGACAGGAGUAGAAAUUUAAUCACUGUUGCUUCUUUGACUUAAAACAGAAUGGGAUCCUCAAAGCUGUCCCUGCUGCUGGUCUUGCUGUCCUGCGUAGAGCUGUCUCUGUCUGCCUCCUGUGUUGUGGACAGCUUCACAGUCAAAGAGGACUUUGACCCCAAGAGGUAUGCAGGAAAGUGGUACGCACUGCAGAAGAAAGAUCCAGAGGGCCUGUUCCUGCAGGACAACAUCUCAGCUGAGUACACCAUUGAUGAUGAUGGCUCCAUGACCGCAUCUUCCAAGGGACGUGUAACUUUGUUUGGCUUCUGGGUUGUGUGUGCUGACAUGGCUGCCCAGUACACUGUCCCUGACCCUACCACACCCGGCAAGAUGUUCAUGAACUACCAGGGACUGGCCAGCUACCUGUCGAGCGGAGGUGACAACUACUGGGUGAUUGACACAGACUACGACAACUACGCCAUCACCUACGCUUGUCGCACAGUGAAGGAGGAUGGAAGCUGCGAGGAUGGCUACGCCCUUGUCUUCUCCAGGAACCCCCGUGGCCUGCCACCCGCCAUCCAGCGCAUCGUCCGUCAGAAACAGGAGGAUAUCUGCAUGGCAGGAGAGUUUCAGCCUGUGCUGCAGUCUGGGGCCUGCUAAAGAGAGAGAAAGAGCAGGAGAGUGAGGAGCUGAGAGAAUUGAAGUCUCACAGGCAUGAAAGCAAAAAGAUGCAGAAUGAAAGAGUGACAGGAGGCGUGUAUGUGAGUGAUAAUGUGAGUGGAUAGAUGCAAAAAAGAAAUGAAGUGGCUAUCUGCAUUUGUCCUAGAUUUGCAUCUGUUUUUUAAAAAUCCAUCUCUUCCUCUAUCACUCCGUGUUCAUCCAUUGUUUGU